This is a messenger RNA of Erinaceus europaeus (western European hedgehog), 7020 nucleotides long. RefSeq names its product zinc finger protein 831 (gene ZNF831). The transcript is spliced from 8 exons. Bases 579 to 5324 code for a protein of 1581 amino acids. NCBI's taxonomy places the organism in Eukaryota, Metazoa, Chordata, Mammalia, Eulipotyphla, Erinaceidae. The record is from RefSeq and is a predicted model, not a curated record.
CUGGAGGAACCUGCAGGGGCCCAUGCCCACCCACACUGUGCUCCUUUGAACUCCAAAGAGGCACUCGGUUUUCUCUAGAGAAGGCAUAAAGAGAAGCAGAGGCAGAGAUGGGACUAGCAGGGAGAUUACUCCUGCCUCAUCGGAUCCACCGGUUUUCAGGAGAACGCGGCAGCCCCCACCUGCCUGUGGACUGACCACUGAAAGGUUCUUCUCCAGCAACAGAGGUUCAGAGCCCCAGAACAGGAAAGGCUACAGGGAGACACUGAGGCCCUGUCCAUUUUACACAUCUGGAAACUGAGUCCCAGAUAAGGAAAAAGAUAUGCCCAAGUGUAUGAAACCACCGUGAACUCUGAAGACCAGGCUGAGCUGCACUUUUCAUGAACCAACACAUUUUCUGAGUGCUUCUACAGCAUAGCACCUGUACUGACUAUUGGAGGAUGAUGGCAACAACUCUGCCAAAGAAAUGAGUUAGAGGGCAAAACUAACCAGUUUCUCUUUUCCUAAUAUGGAGAAAGAUUACCUUCCUUGGGGCCUGUUGUCAGGUUGCCUGUUACCCUAAGUUUCCCAGAUGACGUGGGAUGGAGGCCCCAGAACUCACCUGCCCUUCCUCACCUGCCAGAGACCAACCAGCUCCUGCUCCUGCCCCUCCAGAAGCCCCAGGUGGACAGGCCUCACCUCACCUGACCUUGGGCCAUGUCAUCCUGCCACCAGAGCAAGGCCUAGCUCCUGCUGUGUUUCUGAAGGCCCUGCCCAUCCCACUGUACCACACGGUGCCUCCUGGGAGUCUCCAGCCUCGUGCUCCUCUCGUGACGGGCAGCCUGGAUGGGGGUAAUGUGCCCUUCAUUCUCAGUCCUCUGCUGCAGCCUGAAGGGCCUGGGCCCACUCAAGUGGGGAAACCCUCCACACUUACUGUAAACAUUGUGGGUGCGCUGCCUGUUUUGUCACCCAGCUUGGGGCCCACACUGGGCAGCCCAGGCAAAAUGAGGAACAUUGGUAAAUACUUGUGUCCACACUGUGGCCGGGACUGCCUAAAGCCAAGUGUUUUGGAGAAGCACAUCCGCUCCCACACAGGGGAGAGGCCCUUUCCCUGUGCCACUUGUGGCAUCGCCUUUAAGACUCAGAGCAACCUGUACAAGCAUCGGCGCACCCAGACACACCUCAAUAAUUCUCGUCUGUCCUCAGAAUUGGAUGGCAGUGGGGGGCCCAUCCUGGAUGAGGGAGACAAGGCCAGAGCUGAUGGCAGGGGGGACAGUCAGAGCCAACGUCCAGGUGAGGGGGCACUACCAGAGACACCUCUUACUCCAGGUGUCCAGGGUACUGGGCACUCUCUGUCCCCUGUGACUAAGAACCUUGACAUGAAGUUAGAAACAUUUUCCUGUUUAGGGUCUACCAGUGCUGACAGAGAGGCCCCUUCUCCUGGUGCCCCCCUGGCUGGCACACCAUGCAGAUGGAAGCUCCCAGAACAGAGGUCUCCCCAGACCUGUAAGUCUUAUCCAGUGCAGCUGCAGCAACAUCAAGCUACAUCUUUAGAGAGACCUGGGGACACCAAAGCCACAGAGGGACGGCUAAGGAAGUGUGAGAGCACUGACUCGGGCUACUUAUCCCGCUCUGACAGCAUAGAGCAGCCCAUGGCCCCCUGCAGCCCCCUGCACAGCCUGUCAGAGCACAGCACCGAGUUAGAGGGGGAUGCUACCCUGGGGACUCGCAGAGCAGGGCCUGGGGAGAGGGAGGCCAGUUUGGAGCUAGAGAAGAAGCAGCUGGAGGAGCGCAUUGCUCGGCUCAUCUCACACAACCAAGCUGUAGUUGAUGACUCGCAACUGGACAACGUGCGGCCCCGCAAGACGGUGCUCUCCAAGCAGGGCAGCAUUGACUUGCCCAUGCCCUACACCUACAAGGACUCCUUCCAUUUUGAUAUUCGUGCUCUGGAGCCUGGCCGUCGUAGGCCUGCAGCCCUCUGCUCCACCCGAUCCACCCUCGCCCCCCUGGAUAGAUCACGGCCACUCUUCUUCCACUCUGUGCCCACACAGCUCUCCACCACCAUGGAAUGUGUUCCCGUCACCAGAAGCAACUCACUACCCUUUGUUGAGGGCACCAGGACAUGGCCAGAGCCACCAGACCUCCAGGACUCAAGUCUGAGGAAGCUGAAACCUCUGAGCCCCAGACCCUCUCCUGCCCAACUCUGUGGCCGCUUGGGGCUGACCUGGGUGGAUAUCCCUAGUGGUCACCCCCGGGCCCUGGUCAGACAGGCUGCUGUGGAGGACUUGCCAUGUCCACCCUCUGGGGACAGUCUGGCCUCUACAGAAGACCCAGAGGGAAAGAGAACCCCUGCCAGAGAAGGGAUAGCCAGUAAAGGCAAAGCGAUUGCCAAAAAGGGCAGCCCAAGGAAGCUGCAGAUGUUCUCCCAGGAGAAAUGGCAGGUUUACGGAAAUGAGACAUUUCAGAGAAUCUAUCAGAAAAUGAAAAGCAGCCGCCAUGGGGCCAAGAAGGCAAAGGAGGCCAGAGCAGGCAAUAGGCCACUGCUGGAAACUCCUCUCCAAGAAGAGACUACAGGCCAGGGUGCAGCUCUGUCCCAGGACAUUAGCACCCCUGGUCACAGGGACAUUGCUGUGGGGGCCAGACCAGGGCCUUGGGGAAUCCCAGCAGUCUCAGAGGGCUUCUCAGUGGCAGAGCAUGCCAAACAGAGGGAGAAGGUGGCCAGAGCAGAAAGCAGUGAGCAGCCCAAGUUGGACAAGGCUGUGUCACCACCCAGCCUCUGUUGCAGGGAAGCCCCCAAUUUGUGCAACAAAAAUCCUGUGCUUCUUCCUGGGAAGAGUCUGGAGCAGGGAUGUCAACUGCCUUCAGCUGGUCUUCUCAAAGAAGGGGACCUCAAGUCUCCUGGGCUGAUUUUGCCCAAGUCCACCACAGAAAGAGAUACCCAUAGUGCUGGGGGUGAGAAGGAGAAUGAUCCAUUGGCCCAAAGCAUCCUUAGAAGGGCCAGUGAGAUCCCAGGAGAGACCCAGUCUGUGGAGAACAAACUCCCCUCAGAGAGGAAGAAGCUGAAGGUGGAGCAGGAGAGUAGAAAGGAUCAACCCAAGCCUUCAGGAGUAGGAGGGCAGGCUCCAGGGGGCCCUGUGCAGGCUGUCUCCCCUCCAACUCAGGAGCAGGACAAUGGUCCUGAGAAGAAGCCAAGGAGUCUGCCUGAGAGUACUUCUGACAUCCUUGCCACUCUGACAGACAUGACCUUUCCCCCCAAAUACCUCCUCCAGUUACCUCAGGGAGAAACCGAGUCACCUCUGCCAGUCAGCAAAGGACAAGGGCAGGACCCUCUGUGCAGACAUGGGUGGUCUGAGGAGGACCCUUUUGUUGGGUCAGGGCUGGGGACUCUCAUGUCUCAUAGUCCAAUGCCAGCUCCAGCCCUAGGUAGAACAGAUGAUUUCAAGGAGGACCCCAGCUGCUCCAGGCCAUGGGAUAGGAGAAAGGGGGUGCAGGGAGAGGAGAGGGAAGAUAAGACUGACACUAGCACCCCAGCAACUGGGGAACCUGACUUGACCAGUAAGAUCCUCGGGGAGACGGCCCCUUUCCUACCUCCCCUCAUGUGUAGCCCCUGCAUGACGCAGGACACGAAGGCUGAGACCCAGGACCUCUCACCCCUCCAUAUGGACAAUGCUUUGCUUAGGGCAAACCCCUUUGGGGGUGUCCUGAAUUCCUGGGUGCCUGACAAGAAGUUGGGAGCUCCUGAGAAUGCCCAGGAAGAUCUUCCCUUGGGGAGUCUGGCAGGGCUCAAUCCUUGCUGCUCCCUUGGGUCUGUCUCCUUCUUGGCCCCCACACCCCCAAGCAGGUUUGAGCUGACCUUGUCUAACCACCCAGGUACUCCUGAGAGCAGUGAGGCUCAGGGUCCCUUCCCCUCACUGAGGGCUGAACCCCAGCUCACAUGGUGUUGUGUGAGCCGAAGCCUUCCUCUGCCCAUGGAACAGAAGGAGAAGGCCGCUUCUGUGUACUUGGCACUGCACUUGCCUGGGGGCAGACUUCGGAAUGAGGGUUCAGAUGCCCAGGGUGUAAACAAAGCAUUGUCAGGAAGAUGGACCAGCAUAUACCCAGAAGGAGGGCAGACACAGACAUGGAAGCUUUCCUGCACAGUAGCCCCAGGGAUGAUGCCCCAGCAUCAUGCAUCUGAGCCAAGAUGGAAGAAAGAGCUGCCUCGAAGAAGGCUAAAGACGUCUCGUGGGAGCAGUAGGCAGAGCAAACUGAGCACCACUUCUAAAAGGUACAAAGUGAAUUUCUUGCAGAGCCGCAUUCCACAGAGAGUGAGUAGACUCCGCAAGCCCCUCCGGGUGCUGAGAAAAGACCACCAUCUUCCCCACCUUCAAGGGCCUGGCCCACGAGGGACCUUCCAGCAAACUUGUUCCGGAAUGGCAGGUCUAAAUCCACCAGAGAAAUCAUCUUGUGUCACUUCAGAUCAGUCCCUUUGUUGUGAGAACCAGGAGAAGAAGGAAGAUCAUGACAGACAAUGCUUAAGAAGCUUCACACCUUCUGCAAGUUCAAUGACUGUUCAGGAAAUAAACAAAGUCUCUACAAAGGAUAUCUCUCUAUCUGCCAGUGGACUUGGUGACAGUUGUCCUCAGAACAAAACUACACCCAGCCUUUUAUUCCAUGGCAAAGAUCUCCACAAGGGGCUACUUGAGACUGAUUAUCCACCCUCCCAGGUCCAAGACGUAGUGAGUCAUGAAUCAUGUGCUUUCUCAGAUGCUCAAGAACUUUCUUCCUCUGAGUCAAAAGGAAUUUCUCCUCACCAUAAUGCUACCACCUCUGCAACUGCCAUUGACAUGUCUCUGGGGGCAGAUGCAGAUAACUCACCCCUAGGUGUUCAUAGUGUAGAGGCACAAGACCAUGACUGCGAUGCAAGGGAUACUGUGACACAGAGCCCCCAAGACAAGAAAACUAGAGCAGAGGCAAUAUCACUAUCGUCAUUGCCAGCAAAAUGUGCACCUGGUAUGACAAUUUCAAGUUCACUUUUGUUGGGGUCAUCUGGAAAAAGGCAUCAGAAGAUACCAGUUACAGACAGCUCACACAUGGAGAAAGGGAACCACAAGGGGCAAUAUGGAAGUAGAAAAAUUGUUGUGCCGUACUUGCCUCAGGAAAAUGAUAGUGGGAAAUAUCAAAUAUCUGGGUUGGUCACUCUAAAGGACUGUGUGCCUCUGUCUGACCCAGGGGAAAUUACAGAACCCACUGAAACCCAUUUAAAAACAAUCAAGAAAAGGAGCUUAGAAGGAAUGAGAAAGCAAACCCGAGUGGAGUUCAGUGACACCAGCAGCGAUGAUGAAGACCGAUUAGUUAUAGAAAUAUGAAGCUUCAAAAGGAAAAUGGCAUCUAUGAUCAAGAGCAGUUUGUUGGUGCUUCCCAUGUAAAUGUCAGCCUGGUAGAAGGACUGAACUCUAUUCAUGAAGUAUCUACAUACUAGGAAAGCCAUUUGGAGUUCUUUCCAAGAUAGUCCCAAACAAUUGCAAACCCCCAACUCAGUGUGACACUUCCCCAGUAGCCCUUGGACAUAUACUGCUGGUGUUCAGAGGGUACCAGGAAAAGCAAGUUCACCAAGGAAGCAGUCUCAGAAUGCUCAACAUACAAUAACUUUGACUUGACUCCCAGCCUUACCCCACUGCCUCAUCCAGUAAACUAACAUUAAUCAAGAGAGAUACAAUCAACUCAUUAAUGAACAAGUAGACUUAGAGAGUCAAGGUGUUUUACUUCCUCCAUUUGUCAGAGAAGGAUUUGCUUCAGAGCUGGUAAGCCUACUUGGGAUAGCUUGUAAAAGGAGAUGGGAUAUGAAUUGGGCAUCAUGAUACUUCUAUUCCUACUGUAUACAAAACCCAGGUUCAUUCAAAAACUGAAGUUUGUACAGAAUAACUUGCCUCCUUAGUGGAAGUUGUAAAUAUAUUUUAAAAUGCCUAUGAUUUGGUGAAGUGCUGUUUAUCUUUAAAUGUUGCACAAUGGUCACUGCUUAUUAUGUAUGAUCCAAUGACACAAGCAUGCUCUUGUGCCUGGUGCCUUUUUUGUUGAGACCACUGAAACCUUGGUUUUCCAGCUCUUGCAAAGGAACGCUGUGUUAAAAGUUAAUAGAACAGCCUCUGUAAGUCAUCUUUUUGAGGGGGAAAAUUCACUUAUUUUCCUCUGAUUCUUUCUGUCAUAUUGUGCUCUGAGCAAUUUCAAUUAGAGGGUUACAUUUUAGUAAUCUCACAGCUUAAGUUGAUGCCUGCUCAUUGUGACGGAAGCCUUUUAGAUUUCUUCCAGAAGCUUCAAGGAUACAAAACUAAUUGGAGUUUUGACGCUGUUUUACAUCUCAGUAAUUUUAUUUUGGGGGCUUGGUGUUACUUUGCUGUCAAAUUAAAUCAUCCUCUGUAUUGUUCAAGUCAGAACAGCACAGAUAAAAUUCCCCAGUAUUCCAAGCCAGUGCGCCCCUGUGCAGAAGAAAAUAGAUCUGCGUCAUCCAACUCCGUGAUUGAAGCCUCAGAUUUAUUGCUUUUCUUUCCUUCUCCUUAUGUGGGAGAGGAAAAACUGAAAGGGAUUUACACUGAUGCAUUUCAAUAAAAUUUUAUAUUUUCUUUUGGUAUGAUUUUGUACAAUUUGAAAUUUAUAGUGAGCUCUUGUGACUUAACUUUGAUGUAAUGAUGUUCAUAUGACAUCUUGUACUUCAAAGGCGAGGAAGCAAUGCAAAACAUUUCACACAUCUGAAUAUGCUUUAGGAAGCCCUUUCGUGUGACUAAGGACGGCAAAUUCCAAGUAUCUCCAUGAGAAUUUUCCAACUUUAGGGCUAUUUAGAGAAAAAAAUCAUUGUGAGAUCAGAUUCCCUGGUAAAUAGCAUGUGUUUGUGGUCAUUUCAAAAAUAUCUAAGUCUAGUCAAGGCAAACACAAGGAAGGAGGUGGCAAGGAUGUAAGACUUUUGCAACCAAACAAAAGUGAUGUGAUUUCUUGAUUUUGGGGGUGAUCCAUGCUACUGCAGUGAGACAGCAGAUCUAGGAAAGGGGUCUGGGAGAGAGAAAAAAAACA